Molecule: messenger RNA, 2124 nt
Organism: Cladophialophora psammophila CBS 110553
Lineage: Eukaryota; Fungi; Ascomycota; Eurotiomycetes; Chaetothyriales; Herpotrichiellaceae
Exons: 7
Coding region: 1-2124 (707 amino acids)
Molecular function (GO): oxidoreductase activity, acting on CH-OH group of donors; flavin adenine dinucleotide binding
Source: RefSeq, a predicted model, not a curated record
AUGCGAUGCUCUUUGUCUGUCGUUCUGGCCGUUGGCGCCGGGUUAGUGGCCGCCGCUCCCCAUGCGCAUGAAUCAAGGGAAACACAUCUUCGUACACGCAAUAUCAUCGAUAGCACGACUAUCGCGGGCUCAUACGACUUCGUCAUUGUCGGCGGAGGUUUGGCUGGUCUCGUGCUCGGCGCACGCCUCUCAGAAGAUGCGAACCAUACGGUCCUUGUCCUCGAGGCUGGUGGUAAUGGAGACGAGUAUCGAGAACGAAUAGACACUCCGGCAUAUGCAUAUUAUGAAUCGCUCUGGCCGACGGAGCUGAAUUGGGCCUUCACAACAACUCCUCAACCCAAUGCGAAUAACAGCGUGUGCCCGUGGCCUCGUGGCAAAGUUCUUGGAGGUUCCUCGGCCAUCAACGGAAUGUACCUGAAUCGGCCGGGCGAAAUCGAAGUUAAUGCAUGGCAAGAUAUGCUCGGGGACAUGGACGGCGCAGAAAACUGGUCUUGGGAGUCCAUGUACGCCGCGAUGAAGAAGAGCGAGACAUUCAGUCCUCCUGUCGACUCUUCAAUUCAACAAGAGGCUGCCAUCACUUACAAUCCUGCAAGCCACGGCAGCCAAGGGCCAAUCCACAUGUCUUACCCCGGCUUUACUCUACCUCUAGUUGGCGCCUGGUCCAGUGCUGCGAUCAACGCCGGUGUAGAUAACACGCAAGACGCCUAUGGUGGUGAGAACUGGGGAGCGUACGUUGCAACGUCAGCUAUCAACCCAGCCAACUGGACGCGUUCCUACAGCCGCUCUGGGUACCUUGAUCCGCUGCCACCACGUCGUAACUACGGUGUGGUUGCCAACGCACAGGUUACGCGCAUCCUCUUCAACAAUACCUCUGGAGGAAAUCUAACAGCAUACGCUGUCGAGUACGCGCUGAACGGAGGUGAUGCCAAGCUGACAGUGGGAGUGAAUAAGGAGGUCAUUCUUGCUGCUGGCACUGUUGGCAGCCCGACCGUUUUGCUCUACAGUGGCGUCGGUCCUAAGGACGUCCUGGAUGCGGCAGGAGUUGAAGUUCUAUCCGACCUUCCUGGCGUUGGUCAGCAUCUCCAGGAUCACAUAAGUGUCACGGUAACGUGGAGUAGCGACGCGGAGACGGCAGGCACUAUCUAUAAUGAUAACAGCAGCGAAAAGAACGAUCCUGCCUUCUUGUCAUAUGUUAACAGCGCGACUGCCUACGUGAAUUCCUCUUUACUGUUUGGCAACGGAGUCAGCGGCCUUCAAAGCAACAUCUUGGGCGAAAUCGACCAGUACAUACCGAACACGAGUUCAGAUACUGGUGUCAUUUCCGGCUACAAGGCAAUCUAUGGCACAACGGCGAACACCAUUCUCACCAGCCCGAUCGGACUGAUAGAGCUUGUAAUUGGACUGAGCACUGACGGUGCUAUUCAAAUCGGCGCCAAUCUCCAACAUCCCUUCAGUCACGGUCAGAUCUCCAUCAACUCCUCGAAUCCUCUAGACUAUCCGGUUAUCAAUCCAAAUUAUCUGAAUCAUCCAGCUGACGUCGAGAUUCUCCGCGAAGGCGUUAAGCUCGCCCGCCGCCUGGGCGAAACCGAGCCCUUAGCCAGCGCCAUGAUAAAAGAGACAUGGCCUGGAUCAGACGUCCAAACUGACCAGGAAUGGGAAGACUGGCUCCGCGGAGAAGUUUUUACAGAGUUCCACCCAUCCUCCACCUGCGCGAUGCUCCCUCUUGAACAGGGCGGUGUGGUCGACGCAAACCUCCGCGUCUAUGGGCUUUCCAACGUCCGUGUCGCUGACGCCAGCGUACCGCCCAUGUCAUUCUCCGCGCAUCUCAUGAGCUCUACCUAUGGGCUGGCCGAACAGGCAAGCACCAUUAUCCGCGGAUUCUACAAUCAACCCCCUCCGUCGACAAAACAUCACAACUCAACGACAAAUAGCACUAGCUCAAGCAACGGUCGAAGUUCAGGAAACGGCAAUGGCACAGCCAUCCUGAACACCACGAACGUCCCUCCCACGAUAAAUGACACCAGUUCGACCAGCACGAACAGCAACGCUGCGUCUUCUUUGAAUUGCUGGCCACUCUUGAUGACGGUGGCAUUCCUGUACUUGACUUCCAGACUUCUGCUUUGA